ACCACCCCAAAGAAAAGAUACACCAAAACCCCUCAAAAACCAAGCUCCCACUCAAAUCCUCCCAAACAGCCAUAAAUCUGCUCCUAUUUGUGCUCUUACUUGUACCAACCUUAUGGACGUCCCCUUUGCCCUUCCCAACGGAUGGAGAAUUACUGAUAAACUCAACAUACACGUUGACUUACAAUUUCCCAUCCUCUCCUAGAUCUGCCUAACAACCAUGGCAGACUUAUGUAUGCCAAAAUUGAAAGAAUUUGCCCUCCCUCCUCCUCAUGCACCAUGCCUUUAGCAUUCCCAAAUAAUGGUACAAACGAUAUAGCUGAAAUGAAAGAUAAUGGAGAUGGAACAUAUUCUAUUGAUAUUUUGGCACAAAAUUUAGGCAAUGCUCAGAUUCAAGUGAUGGAAUAUCUCCACCAAGAUGUCCAGGCUAAUUUUUAUAAAAAUUUUAAUAUCAAUGAAGGCAUUGAUUAUUCAUGCCUAUUUGAAAACAUUGAUUUAUCUUACACUGGACUUAUACACUGCUUGACAACAACAUCAUUAUCAAGUGAUAUUUAUGACUGCGCAGCGACAUUUCGAGGAACGCUUACCCCCUUCCAUGCAGGGCCUACAUCAAUGAUGCUGAUUCAAGACGAUAAGGCUGAUCUGUAUAUUAAUGGACAACAUAUAAGCCAAAACUCUGGCCAACCAGACAGUGACAGAUACCCCUCUCCUUACACUUCCGACGGAUUCAAGAAUUGGAUUCGCAGCUCAAGAGAUAAUAAAAUAUAUUUUGUAUUUGAAAAUCAACCAUUUCAUCAAUAUGUAAUUGAUAUUACUUGGGCAGAUGUUCGAGGAAAUGCAAGACUUGCUCUUUACUGGAAUAUUGGUGAAGGAUAUGUCCCUAUACCAAAAUUAAAUUACGGAUCUUUCAAUAACAGAGACGCCCCAAUAUCAACCAAAGUGUCUUGCCCUCCUAAAUACGAACAGAUGCCGACUACUAUAAACCAGUGCAGACUCACCUGUGGCAAUGGCUUUAGGAAUGGAACAGAACCUUGUGAUGAUGGCAAUAUUAUUGGAAAUGACGGUUGCGACAAAGAUUGCCAGAUAGAACCAGACUGGCAAUGAGAAUACACUAAGGAAGGCCCUUCAGUCUGAGAAUACCAUUGCCCAUAUUGACCAGAAGAAGGAGAGUUUAAAAUAAAGCAAUUUCAAAAGAAAUCAAAUGAUACUUGCCAAACUUUCUGAAAUACAAGUGAUCUGGUAGAGGUUGAGUACGAAAUAAAGUGAUGGGGACAAGAUCACCAUAAUAAAAGCACAUCUUUUGCUGCUGUUGGGAUUAAUUUAGGGAACUUGACAAUCAAUAAUACAAAUAUGUCACCCGAUUUGAAGAACUACAUAUGAAGUUUUACAGGAAGACCAAACUUUACGGGGGUUCAUUCAGGAUACUCUCACACAACAACUUUUAAAAUCCCAGAGAGAGAUGGAAAAGUGUCAGAAAAUAAAGCUUUAGACAUCCUGUCGACAAUAUUUCCUAUCAUUUUAAUAUGAGCAAUAGCAUUUAGUUUGAUCACUUCACUUCUAUGAAAAUGCUCUCCUUCUGGAGCCUUCAUUUUGAUAAACUAUCAUCAGCUCUUAAUGCUACUUUUAUUAGUUGAUACUUACAUCCACCCAGAUGUCAGAUUUUUAAUUGGAGAGGCCAGGUUCAUAAUGCUUGACUUUCAAUUUCUUGGAAAAUGUUUCAAUGCAAUGUUUUUAAUUUCAGGAUUUAUCAUAGGUACUAACCUAGAGAAUCCUAAUCAAGCUGCCAAGAGGCUAAAAUACAACUCAGUCAGUACAGUUUAUACCAAUCGGAACCUUCUUCUAUUGUUCUGUUUGAUAAUUGGAGCGAAUCUUAUGCUGCUGAUCUUCUAUGCUAUCAUAUCUGCAAUCCCAAAAGAUUGUUCUCCUCAGAUUUCAGACUAUAAUGGAGUGAAUGAUACUCAUGAAAAUAAUAGAGCUCAGUCCCAAGUCAAUCAAACUAGCUGUAAAAGAAAAUGCUUAAAGUGAUGAAAGAAAAUCACAAACUUCAUUUCAAAAGCCUUUAAAAUGAAUGAAGGGUUUCCUUGGAAACUAUUCAUCUCUAUUUAUAUAAGAAUAAUCCUGAUGACCUUCCUUGGUUUAACUUUAACAAGUUUCAACGAAAUAUGGAGGAACACCUGCUCUGACUCAUGCUCAAUAGCAUCUCGAGUCAUUGCUUAUACUAUCUUCGUAGGCUUGAUUGCUUUCUUUGUAUUUUCGUGAAUAUAUUUCUGCUAUCAUAAUAAGAAUGAUUUCGAGGAGCUAAAUCCUGGAGAAGAUCAAAAUAGACGAAAUGAAGACCAGAUAAGGGAUGAGGAAGAGCAAAAGUAUCACCAAGAGGAAUUAAAUGAAGAAAUAGAAAAUGAGGAAAUGAGAGAUAAUAUUUACUCUGAUUCAAGAAGACUCUUUGGGGAACUAUUUAGAGGUCUUCGGAGAGAUAACAUAGCUAGAAUUUAUCAUCCUCUGAUGAUGGCGAGAAAAAUUGUGUUUGCAAUAUCUCUCAUAAUGCUCUACAGUUCAGGUGAAAUUGUAUUAUGGAUCAUGCUCCUUCUACAAAUCUUUUAUUGGGCAGCAAUCGCAAAAAUAGAAAAUUUUCCUUACAAAUCCAUAGAAUUUUUUAUGCAAUUUAUCAGCGAAACUAUCCUGCUCUUCUUAAUAAUCUUCCUAAUAAACACCACCGCCCAUGUAGACUGGACUCCUUCUGCAACCACAACUAUAAUCUACUGCACAACUCUCCACACUUGCCUCCUGAGCAUCCUCGUAAUCUGCAAAUCAGUCACACAACUGGCACUCAAAAUCAAACAAUGAUUAUCAAGUAGAAAACUGAAGUAUGCCAAAGAAAUAUCAGAGUCAGACAGAGUCGACACCAUGGUUAUUAUGAUGAACCAAGAGGGUAGUAACCAAAGCUCGUCGAGAGAAAUAUUAAACAGCAAAAACAAUAGAUUGAAGGAUAUAUCCAGAUGUAUUAAACAAAACAACAAUAGUAAGAUGGAUGUGGGAAAGACGAAUGAAACUGGCAAUAUAGAUCAUGAAAAUCAUUUCACUGAUGGUCUAGGACAAAUCGAAGAAAGAAAAAGCAAGAUUAAUAAUAGCUACAAUGAAAGUUCUUCAAGCAUUAGUGAAGAAAAUGGAGAUGAUACAGAGCUAAAAUCACCGAUGGUUCGAAUGGAAAACAGUCCUAAAGAAAAAGAAGCAAGCCAUUCGUCUCCAAAAUUCCAAAAUCCUAACCCAAUAACCCAAUUAACCCGUCCUCCUCCUCACCGACGCCCUCGUCUUAAACGCACCAAAUCCAAUCCGAAGUCAAAAGCUCAAUUAGAAGCUCUCAAAAAAACCUACUUGUCAUCUCGGAACCGAAGGACUGGAACCUCUCUACAGCGCAAAAGACUCAAAAAGGAGAGAAGCUAAACACUAAAACCAUAUUGUCGACUUAACUAGGAUCUAAUUUCAUUCAAUAAUUUAAUGACCAAAUCCUACCUCCCAAACUCUGCCUAAAAGGUUUGCAAUCCCUUAUCGCUCUUUAGUUGCCAAAAGAACAUUUUAGGUUGAAGUUGACCUACACUUGGUCGUAGGAAUUAACUGGAAGUAGGAUGAGUAAGCAAGGCUCCAGCUAGGUUAGGAGGGACAGAUUGCAAAAGCAAGGUUGCGCAUUGGGGUUAUAUUAUAUCUAAAUAUUAAAAGGAUGCAUCCUCAUUUUUAGUUUGCAGAAAUAAAAUCAUGACAUGAAUAAUUCUUUUAAUGUCUGA
Messenger RNA from Moneuplotes crassus, 3776 nucleotides. The record is from the annotation of a GenBank genome assembly. NCBI's taxonomy places the organism in Eukaryota, Ciliophora, Spirotrichea, Euplotida, Euplotidae.